CUUGUAAACUAAUAUAUAUUCCCAAUUCAAUUCAUUCCAUUUUCCAAUUACCCAAUUUGCCCUCGCUCUUCGUCUCUCUACUGUCUUCUUCUUCUUCUUCUACCCCUCAGGCUGUUACAUAGCACCCUGAGAAGAAGAGGCCUUCAAAGUUUCAGACUUUCGCAUUAACUCGCAUUAAUUUUCAGCACAACUGCACAAGCACAAAUCAAUGCCCGGACUAGCUAUGGAUGCUAUGAAUCGAAACGGCGAUGUAGAUGAAUCAAAUGGAGAUUAUGCGCCUCAAAAGGAAAGCUACAGCCAGCAGGGCUCUCCGAGAAGUACGUUGAGUUCUCGGAGUGGCUCCAUCGGUAUGGCUAUGAAUGGCGGGAUUGAUACCUCUAUUGAGCAGUUAUAUCACAACGUCUGCGAAAUGCAGAGCUCGGAUCAAUCCCCUUCCCGGGCCAGCUUUGGAUCGUUCGGUGGGGAAUCGAGGAUUGAUUCCGAACUAAACCAUCUUGUCGGAUAUGCUCGACAGGAUUUGGAGAUAAGGAAAGAGGUUGUUGUGGAAAACAAGGAGGAGGGUGUUUGUAGUGACUCAACUCCUGAGAAAGCAAAUGUAUCGGAUGAUAAACGGUCUCCAACGAAAGUGAAGUCUCCAUCUGCGAAAACAAGUCCGAAGAGCAAAUCUCCUGAUGAGAAGCCUCCGCAUCCGAGAAAAGGCAAUGCACUAUUGUCGAAGAACAAGCUGAGGAGUUUUGUUUUACGCGGCAGCGUGAGGUUUCAGAAUGGAGUCGAUGAUCAUCCUCCUGAAGCCGUGUUGGAUAACCCUGAUCUCGGGCCAUAUUUGCUCAAGCAAACAAGGGAAAUGAUUGCUUCGGGCGAAAACCCCAAGAAAGCGCUUGAGUUAUCUCUCCGUGCAGUGAAAGCGUUCGAGAAAUGCACUGGUGAGAAGCCUAAUUUGGAGUUCGUUAUGUGUUUGCAUGUUUUGGCAGCAAUCUAUUGCAGCUUAGAGAAGUACAAUGAGGCAAUUCCAGUCCUCGAGCGUGCCAUUGAUAUUCCGGCGAUAGAGGAUGGUGAUAACUAUGCACUAGCAAAGUUUGCAGGGUGCAUGCAAUUAGGUGACAUUUAUGCAAUGACCGGUCAGAUUGAGAAUUCAAUUUUGUUCUAUACAGCAGGUAUGGAAAUUCAAAGGCAAGUCUUGGGAGAAAAGGACCCGCGAUUGGGUGAGACGUGUCGUUAUGUAGCUGAGGCACAUGUGCAAGCAUUGCAAUUCGACGAUGCUGAGAAGCUCUGUCAGAUGGCUCUUGAAAUCCACAGGGAAAAUGGUUCUGCUUCGCUUGAGGAAGCGGCAGAUAGAAGACUCAUGGGACUGAUCUGUGACUCAAAAGGGGAUUUCGAAGCUGCUCUUGAGCACUAUGUUUUAGCAAGCAUGUCAAUGUCUGCCAAUGAUAUGGAAGCGGAUGCAGCAUCAAUCGAUUGUAGCAUUGGAGACGCGUAUCUAUCUUUGGCAAGGUAUGAUGAGGCGGUGUUUUCUUACCAGAAAGCACUUACUGUGUUCAAGACAACGAAAGGAGAGACACAUCCGACAGUAGCUUCUGUUUACGUUCGUUUAGCUGACUUGUACAACAAGAUAGGAAGGUUUAAGGAGUCCAAAUCCUACUGCGAAAAUGCACAUCGAAUUUAUGGGAAACCUAAUCCCGGAAUCCCCUCAGAAGAGAUUGCCGGUGGUCUCAUUGAUGUUGCUGCAAUCUAUCAAUCCAUGAAUGAUCUGGAACAAGCCCUGAAGUUGCUCAAGAAGGCUUUGAAAAUCUUCGGCAAUGCUCCGGGCCACCAGGGCACAACUGCAGGAAUUGAGGCUCAGAUGGGGGUAAUGUACUAUAUGAUGGGAAAUUACACUGACUCAUACAACACAUUCAAGAGUUCCAUAACAAAGUUCCGCGCCACGGGAGAAAAGAAAUCGGCAUUGUUUGGGAUUGCACUGAACCAAAUGGGGUUGGCCUGCGUUCAGCGGUUUUCGAUCAACGAGGCUGCAGACUUGUUUGAAGAAGCCAGGAACAUCUUGGAGAAGGAGUAUGGACCUUAUCACCCUGACACAUUGGGGGUUUACAGUAAUUUAGCUGGCACAUAUGAUGCAAUGGGCAGGUUGGAUGCCGCCAUCGAGAUUCUGGAGUAUGUUGUUGGCAUGAGAGAGGACAAGCUUGGAACAGCAAAUCCGGAUGUGGCGGACGAGAAGCGGAGGUUGGCGGAGUUGUUGAAAGAAGCCGGCAGGGCUAGGAACCGGAAACCCAGAUCGCUGGAGACACUUCUCGACACCAGCAAACCCCCACAGAUCAUAAAACACGACAUCAUCGAGGUAUUGUGAUGGAAUGAAGUAUGUAGGAUCAUAUGUAAAGAUUUUUAGGUGGUGGAUGGAAAGUCAAAAGGAAAAAAGAGUAAAUAACGAGAAAAAUAGAAGGGGUUUUGGUAUGAAUUUUUUGUGCAAAUAUUUGUUGAAGUGUUACAGAAAAAUAGAAGAAAAAAAAGUGACAAGGUUUGGUGAUUUAUUGAAUUGUAUUUUUCCACGUGAAGGCUUGGCGCAAAAUCGAACGCAGCGGCGUUCUAGGAUUCAUACAGCUGACUUCACUUAGUGGGAUAAAGCUUUGUUGUAUCUUAGACGUGAGAAAUUUCUUUGUGAGAUUCUUCAUUGUUAAAUGUAUUUGUUCGAAAAUGUCAAUGUCAAAUACUCAAUAAAGAAUUGGUGGAGCAUCAUUUUCCAUUUU
Malus domestica (apple) is the source of this 2738-nucleotide messenger RNA. Its product is annotated as protein KINESIN LIGHT CHAIN-RELATED 2. Gene Ontology annotation, molecular function: protein binding. NCBI's taxonomy places the organism in Eukaryota, Viridiplantae, Streptophyta, Magnoliopsida, Rosales, Rosaceae. The record is from RefSeq and is a predicted model, not a curated record.